Pelobates cultripes (western spadefoot toad) is the source of this 321-nucleotide messenger RNA. The record is from the annotation of a GenBank genome assembly. Lineage: Eukaryota; Metazoa; Chordata; Amphibia; Anura; Pelobatidae.
AUGCGAGGCUCGGUUUAUACAGAUCCCUCAUGCGAGGCUCGGUUUAUACGGAUCCCUCGUGCGAGGCUCGGUUUAUACAGAUCCCUUGUGCGAGGCUCGGUUUAUACAGAUCCCUUGUGCGAGGCUCGGUUUAUACGGAUCCCUCGUGCAAGGCUCAGUUUAUACGGAUCCCUCGUGCGAGGCUCAGUUUAUACAGAUCUCUUGUGCGAGGCUCGGUUUAUACGGAUCCCUCGUGCAAGGCUCAGUUUAUACGGAUCCCUCGUGCGAGGCUCAGUUUAUACGGAUCCCUCGUGCGAGGCUCGGUUUAUACGGAUCCCUUAG